This is a messenger RNA of Phyllostomus hastatus (greater spear-nosed bat), 624 nucleotides long. Its product is annotated as zinc finger protein 883-like. The record is from RefSeq and is a predicted model, not a curated record. The coding region runs from base 1 to 624 and encodes 207 amino acids. Gene Ontology annotation, molecular function: RNA polymerase II cis-regulatory region sequence-specific DNA binding; DNA-binding transcription factor activity. Gene Ontology annotation, biological process: regulation of transcription by RNA polymerase II. The transcript has a single exon. Lineage: Eukaryota; Metazoa; Chordata; Mammalia; Chiroptera; Phyllostomidae.
AUGUCUAAAGAAUGCAGCAAAGAAUUUUGGAUUAUCUCAACCCUUGCUCAUCAUCACAGAAUUUACACUGGACAGAAGCCUGAUAAAUAUGGAGGAUGUGCUAAAGUUUUUAGCCAGUCCUCAAAUUUUAAUGAAUAUCAGCAAAUUUGUAUAGGAGAGAAAUUUUUCAAAUGCAGUGAAGGUGGCAGUGUCUUUACCAAGUUGCAUAAUAUUGCUCAUCAUGACAGAUUUCAUACUGGUGAAAAGCCUUAUAUGUGUCAAGAAUGUGGGAAAGCCUUUAGGUGGUCCUCACAACUUAAACAACAUCAGCCAAUUCAUACUGGAGAGAAGCCAUACAAAUGUACACAAUGUGGCAAAACAUUUACACAGUCUUCAAACCUUUCUUCCCACCAGAGAGUUCAUACUGGAAAGAGGCCUUAUGACUGUACCCAAUGUGGCAAAUCCUUUAACCAUACCUCAACUCUUACUCAAAAUCAGAAAAGUCAUAGUGAAGAAAAGCCUUAUGAAUGUACUCAAUGUGGCAAAACCUUUAGCCGGACUGCACACCUGACUCGACAUAAAAAACAAAAUCAUACUAGAGAGAAGCCUUAUGAAUGUACUGAAUGUGGCAAAGACUUUAGCUAG